Lepus europaeus (European hare) is the source of this 297-nucleotide messenger RNA. RefSeq names its product parathyroid hormone 2 (gene PTH2). The record is from RefSeq and is a predicted model, not a curated record. Gene Ontology annotation, biological process: neuropeptide signaling pathway. The transcript has 2 exons. Bases 4 to 297 code for a protein of 97 amino acids. NCBI's taxonomy places the organism in Eukaryota, Metazoa, Chordata, Mammalia, Lagomorpha, Leporidae. Gene Ontology annotation, cellular component: extracellular region.
GUGAUGGAGCCCCACCAGGUGUCCAGGAGCCCCCGGGUGUGGCUGCUGCUGCUGCUGCUCCUUGUGCCCGGGGGCGCCCGUCCCACCCCGGGAGUCGCCCUGCCCCCCGCAGGGGUUCUCAGCCUCCGCAUCCCGGCGCGGGCCCGGGCGGUCCCGGCCACCCUGGCAUCGCGGCGGAGCCUGGCGCUGGCGGACGACGUGGCCUUCCGGGAGCGCGCGCGGCUGCUGGCCGCCCUGGAGCGCCGUCAGUGGCUGAACUCCUACAUGCAGAAGCUGCUGGUGCUGGGCGCGCCCUGA